Cynoglossus semilaevis (tongue sole) is the source of this 5377-nucleotide messenger RNA. It is a transcript of the gene celf5a, whose product is annotated as cugbp, Elav-like family member 5a. The record is from RefSeq and is a predicted model, not a curated record. Gene Ontology annotation, molecular function: RNA binding. NCBI's taxonomy places the organism in Eukaryota, Metazoa, Chordata, Actinopteri, Pleuronectiformes, Cynoglossidae. The coding region runs from base 247 to 1872 and encodes 541 amino acids. The transcript is spliced from 12 exons.
UACAGUUCACACGAAAACAAACAGCUCCCACAAUGUCGGUUUCCAAUAAGUACCACUGGGUGUCGCUCCAGAGCGGUAAACAUUGCUCCUUGUGCGCCGCUUCCUCCAUCAUUGGCCCCACUGCCUCAGCUUGCACUGUGUGCGUGUGUUGUGAGUCGGAUAGAAAGUCAGCCUGGUUUCCAGCUGAGUGCUUGCUCUCUCACAGUGUGUGUCUAUCCGUGUGUGCGUGUGACUCUCAGAGUGUGUAUGUGUGUGUGUUGUCAUUAUUAUCCACUCUGCUCCCAGCUCAGAAUGGCCAGAUUCACCCAGACUGAAACAAGAAGGCAGCAGCAGCAGCAUCCUCACUCCAGCCUGGUUUUCACUGGACCGGCGGAACCAGCGACCCAACAGCCACUUCUUUUAAUCCCACAUCAGCACCAGUAUCCUCCGAUCACAUUCCCGAAACCCAUGAACGGGUCAGAACCCAUAUCAAUUCAUCCGGAGAGCGGCAACAUGAAAGACCAAGAUGCCAUUAAGCUGUUUAUCGGGCAGAUACCGAGGAACUUGGAGGAAAAAGACCUGAAACCUCUGUUUGAACAGUUUGGCAAAAUCCACGAACUGACAGUUCUCAAAGACCGUUACACCGGCAUGCACAAAGGUUGUGCGUUCCUGACCUACUGCGCUCGAGAGUCGGCCAUCAAAGCACAGAACGCCCUCCAUGAACAGAAAACACUGCCAGGGAUGACACGGCCCAUACAGGUGAAACCAGCCGACAGCGAGAGCCGUGGAGAAGACAGGAAGUUGUUUGUGGGGAUGCUGAACAAACAACAGACUGAGGAAGAUGUUUACCGCCUCUUUGAACCCUAUGGCGUUAUCGAGGAGUGCACAGUCCUAAGAGGCCCUGAUGGAAACAGCAAAGGUUGCGCCUUUGUCAAAUUUUCUACGCACACCGAGGCUCAGUCUGCGAUCAGUGCCCUCCAUGGCAGCCAGACCAUGCCAGGUGCUUCCUCCAGCUUGGUGGUCAAGUUUGCGGACACAGACAAGGAGCGCACCAUCAGACGUAUGCAGCAGAUGGUUGGACAGUUUGGCAUCUUCAACCCUGCCAUCGCCCUUCCCUUCAGCACAUACAGCUCUUACGCACAUGCGCUCAUGCAGCAGCAGGCAGCCAUCAUGGCAGCAAGCCAUGGAGGUUACCUCACGCCAAGCGUGGCGUUUCCUGCAACACAGAUCCACCAGAUGGGGGCGCUCAACAUCAACAGCCUCCCGCCCACCGCUAUGACCCCGGUGUCGGGUGAGUUUCAUCAAACCCUGGCAGGCCUCAGUUCUCCACCAGCCAACAUCACCACCUCCGCCGUGCCCAGCAUUGUCACACCAAUCGUCAACGGAUUCACCGGCAUCCCUCAUCAGCCAAAUGGACAUCCUGCUGUGGAGACCGUGUACACUAAUGGCCUGCCGCCCUACUCCACCCAAAGCCCCACUGCUGCAGACACCCUCCAGCAAGCCUUCACCGGAGUACAGCAAUACACAGCAAUCUACCCAGCCACCACGCUGACACCUAUUGGCCAGACCCUGCCCCAACCAUCCCAGGUCAUCCAGCAGCAGCAGCAGAGAGAAGGUGAGGGUCCAGAGGGUUGUAACCUGUUCAUCUACCACCUGCCACAGGAGUUUGGAGACAAUGAACUCAUGCAGAUGUUUUUGCCCUUUGGCACAGUUAUCUCCUCCAAAGUCUUCAUGGACCGGGCAACUAACCAGAGCAAGUGCUUCGGCUUUGUGAGCUUCGACAACCCUGCUAGUGCACAGGCAGCUAUCCAAGCCAUGAAUGGCUUUCAGAUUGGGAUGAAGAGGUUGAAAGUGCAGCUAAAGAGACCGAAGGAUGCCAGUCGUCCUUACUGACACAGCCUACCUUCAGUAUUUACCCAAGCCGCACAGGUUUUAGAGGACAAGUGAGGAUGUCUCGAAGGAGUUAAACUUUUUUUCUUUGAAAGCGACAUAUGGUUUUAAAAAAAAAAAUCCACACAUACGGAAUUUCUGAAGACAUAUCAGCGUUUGCUUAUGAAGAUAUACAGUAGGAUAUGGAACAAGAAGAUGUGAGAGAAGAGGAGGAGGAAGCGCAUCGACGGGGGACUUAUGAGUAACAGAUGGCCCAGUUCAAGAAAGACAAAAAGAAAAAAGAAAAAAAAACAAAAAAACAACACACACACAAGUGAAGAAGAACUUUUUUCUUGUUGAGACUUAAAUUGUUAUUUAAGCAACAAACUAAUGAAUAAAAAAGCAGCAACAACAGAUAGAUUUCUAUAUACAUAUUAUAUACACGUAUAUAUAUAUACGAGGACAAAGGCGCUUGUGGCUUUUACUGUACUGGACAAAUGAGGGUACAAACUUGAAGAUCAAGAACAACAGUGGAAAAUAGAAGCUCCACUGACAGACUCACUUUAUCUUUCCCUCUCUUAUUCUCUCACCAUCUCUCAGCAGUUGCAGAACUAUGACUCUUGGAGGUCACUGAGGUUUCCAUUAGCAACAGUAGAACUGCAAGUAUUUCACCCCUAAGGGACCAAAGGACCAAACAUUUUUAUUGCUCAGAACAGUGAUAUAUGAUAUUAAUGAUACUAAUACUACAAACUACUACUAAUAAUAUUAAAAAAAAAAGUUAACUUAAGAAGAAAUUCUAGCUUCAGGUUGAAAAACAAAGGAACUUGGGCUUGGAUUAUUUUCUUUUUACAUGUAUAGCUACUGGGUUUGAGGAUAUUAAACAAAGACAGAAAAAUAUAUAAAAAAAACAAAACAAAACAAAGCUAUUCUAUUUUAAGUGGCUUAGAAUAUGUGGGUUAGAAGUUGUUGCGGCAUGUUCAGAUGUGUUCUUUUACCACUCGUUGCUUCAUCUGCGUCACAGUGUUUCAUCUGGGAGGUCUGAGCUGUUGAUGGUACUGUGUCAGACGAGAGAGAAAACAGCCCUGCAGUGCCAAAAGUCACACACAAACAGCCUCUUAGCAUAAACAGUGCUGUGCGCAGCUCCGUCUUCUGCUCCUGUCAGCACAAACCGAUGCCAUCAUUGAAACCAGAGUUCAUUCCGUCUCAUCCAUCCCUUGAUUUUACAGAUAAUCUGACCUUAACACAUUGGGGUAAUAGCGCCUCCCAGCUGAACUGGAUGUUCAGUGGUGAUACAGCACGGCGUCUGUAACUGCUUAAUAAAACAUACAAAUGAGCUCGACAGCAGUUGUAAAAAUUUCCAUCCGUGUGUCACAGUGGUCGCUGCCAGGUCGUGCCCUCUCCCUCUGCCAAGAUCCUCCAGCUGCUCCCAGCAGGAGAGAGAGAGACGGAGAGAGAGCAGUUCACCCCCUGUUCCUUCUUCUCUUCCUCCCCCUUCUCACCUCUGUCUUCCGCCUCUCUCACCUCACCCCCAAGUGCCAGCAUCUCUUUUAAUAGGGACAUCAUUUCACAGGAGCCGAGAGGUAACACACAGCAUAAUUAGGGUAAUGAUAAUAUUGAUCAGCUGGGAAACAGCACUGCAGCACCAGAGAUGUGCAAUCAAUUACACAUUGGCAUUUUGAAUGGAUUGACUGAGUGACAGAGUCCAUUCUUCUCCUGGUAUUUUUCUCCCCUCUCUCUUCUGUCUCUAUCUCGUCCUGCUGACUCUCUCUACCAACUGAAACAAGUCUAAGAUCCAGGUUUUGAAGGUUGUUGUUUUUUUUCACAUUCUGUUAAUGUUGAUUUCAAAGUUCUUCAGUAAACAGCAUCUUCCUGCUCCCACAGACGUUGUAAUAGCACAGUGAGAGCUGGUACACUGGUGAGGAACGGCUGCGGCAUUACCAUCCUUAAGAGGUCAAAUUAAGAGCAGAAUGAUCCAUCAAUUAGACAGCGGCAGGCCUGGAAGUGUAGCCGCUACAGCUGCUGCUGCCUCAACCACGACAACAUACCAUUAGCACCGGUCACACGUGGCUCCUGUACUGUGUGGUCACGACACAUCACGCUACAUCAUGAUUAAUUAACUCCACCAGCCUCAUCUGUAAGUAACGACAUCCAAGAUGAAAUAUGUCCUUUUUUUUAAUCUUUUUUUUUUUCUAAAUCUACUUCUGUUACCAGUCACUCCUUUACUUUCACACAUUCUCCAUCCCGACCGUCUGUGCACUCGGUUUGCUCUCUGAAGCAGCCCGUCCCUCAGGGCUCUGAUCAUCGCUAUACACUUCAGAUAUAUCAGUUGCUUGAGCUGUGAGAUCACAGCACCGUCUCUACAGCACAUCCACACAAAGCAGAGUCUGCGGGAAUCGUGAGUGCGUCUGUAGUAGACAACCACAGAUGUUAUCAGCAGAAUGACUCGGCAGCUCCUGAUGACUGUAUCCCUGCUUUUAUUUUCACUGUGCUCUGAGACGUUCUUCUCCAGGAUGGCUUUUAUUAGACAGGAUCCACUUCAUUUAUCAGCAAAUGUCAACAAUAUGCUCUGUACAUUGUUCAGCUGCAGUCAAACUCUCUGAAAAGGCUUUUCUUUUUCACACCAUGAAUUGACAAAUUACACAGCCGUUUCCACUGCUAACCUUUAAAUGUUUCCCGGGUUCAACAGUUCAAUUUUCUAAUGCGUCAAUUUUCUAAACACUUCCUUCAUCGAGUGAACUAUUUGAUUUUUAAUUCAUUUAUUUUUUGGUAUUUUUUAGAGAGGGUCACUUCAAUUAUGUACUUUCUUCUGGAGAUUUUUUUUUUUUUUUUAGCAUCAAAUUAAAUCUGGCCCUCAUUACAGCUUGGGGAAUGCAAAUGAAAGAUACCAGCUGUGGUUGAAAUGAAAUGACUUUGAAAAAAAAGAAAAAAGAAAAGGUCAAGGUAUUUCAGGAAAGAAUUUGUGAAGAAAUAUUUUAGACGGAGGCUGUUCAGGAGAACCUGAGUGUGCAGGAGUGUGUACUGCACAUUUUACAGGAAAACAAUGAAGUGACUGUAGCUCAACAAAUGAAAAAAACAAAAGAGCUGAUCAAUGUCUGUUUUUUCUUCUUCUUUUUUUCAAAUUCUUAAACGUAUGAAAGAACUAAGAAGGAUUUCAUUGUCUGUUACUGCUCUUCUCCAUGUUUUCAACAUGACAAUUCAUGUUUUCUACCAUGAAGCCCUUUCAGUGUCUGAGCAUGCUCAAUAGGGAUAGAGGGGGGUAACGAUUAUGGUUAUGGUACAACUUGUAUGAACAAUAUGGUUCUUUUUACUAUGGGUGGAAUGCUAAGGAUGGUAGCUUAUUAUAAAUAUGAAACCUGUAUGUUAUGGAAAAUCAGCACAGGAACUUUCUUUAGGUUACUAAGGGGUGGGUUUGGAGAAAUGGGGAGGUUGGUGGGGGGUAUUGCUUUAUGAAGAUGUAAGUUCCGGUUUCUCAGCACAAAGCAAGCGAAACAUAUGAACAGCAGUGAAGCGUCCGCGGAGAACUACAGGG